AUGCUCCCCCGCGCCGCCGCCCGCACGACGACGUCGCUCGUCGCCCGCCGAGGCUUCCACGCCACAAAGGCCCGCAUGUCGUCGCCUUACCACUACCCCGAGGGCCCCUACACCAACAUCCCCUUCAACCCGCGCAGCAAGUGGUUCGGUCUCUUCUACUGGUCCUUCCUGGCCACCGGCUUCGGCGCCCCGUUCGGCAUCGCUGUUUACCAGACCUACAAGGAGCAAUAA
Molecule: messenger RNA, 231 nt
Organism: Hirsutella rhossiliensis
Lineage: Eukaryota; Fungi; Ascomycota; Sordariomycetes; Hypocreales; Ophiocordycipitaceae
Product: cytochrome c oxidase subunit VIIc domain-containing protein
Exons: 2
Coding region: 1-231 (76 amino acids)
Biological process (GO): mitochondrial electron transport, cytochrome c to oxygen
Source: RefSeq, a predicted model, not a curated record